CUGCCAGGUGGUUCGCCUCCGCUGCCCCCACGCGCGCCUGGGAUUCACGCUCCUUCAUCACACGGUGCAGUGCUGGGGAGAGAAAGAACACGCACGUGUGAGCACACCCACCUAGAGAGAGAAAGAGAGAGAUUACGCGUUCGCAUUGGCUUCGUUUUUUGUUUGUUCCAAGGGAGGGACAGCGACGGGGAACAGCAGCGGAGAGAGAGAGAGAGAGGGUCUGUUGUUCUUCUGCGCCUGUGAAGAUCUUCGUCUGUUUUUCUUUCGUCAUUUUUUUUCUUCCUCUCUGUUUCCUCCUCAUCUCUGUACAGUAAUAUUAUUUUAUUUAUUCAUCAAGAACGAGCAAAGCAGCUCAGAGAAGAUCAGGGUCUAGACUCUAAAUCCAAUUGAUGGAGCAGCUCGUUAACUUCAUCAUUCGCCCCCCUAGAGCUGAGUACAAUCCAAAAAAUGAUUUAUUGGAUCAAGAAUUCAUGCUUAAGGGAAAAUGGUUCCAAAGGAAGGAUCUGGAGGUUAAAAACAGUCGGGGAGAUGUUCUUCAGUGUAGUCAUUAUGUGCCUAUUGUCAAUCCUGACGGAAAGGCCCUGCCCUGUGUAAUAUACUGCCAUGGAAACAGUGGGUGCAGGGCAGAUGCUAGUGAAGCUGCUAUAAUCUUACUACCUUCAAACAUCACAGUUUUUUCCCUUGAUUUCUCUGGAUCUGGGCUCUCGGGAGGAGAGCAUGUCACUCUCGGGUGGAAUGAAAAAGAUGAUCUGAGGGCAGUGGUUGAUUAUCUGCGGGCAGAUGGGAAUGUUUCUCUGAUUGGCUUGUGGGGUCGUUCAAUGGGUGCCGUAACUAGCUUGAUGUAUGGAGCUGAGGAUCCUUCAAUUGCAGGAAUGGUCCUUGACAGUCCCUUUUCUGAUUUGGUUGACCUGAUGAUGGAACUUGUGGAUACAUACAAAUUCCCACUGCCCAAAUUCACUGUGAAGUUUGCAAUCCAGUACAUGCGAAAGUCUAUCCAGAGAAAGGCAAAAUUUGACAUUACGGACCUUAACACCAUUAAGGUGGCCAAGUCUUGUUUUGUUCCAGUAUUAAUAGGGCAUGCUAUAGAUGAUGAUUUUAUACGGCCCCAUCACUCAGAACGCAUAUACGAUGCUUAUAUGGGGGAUAAAAAUGUCAUCAAGUUUGAGGGAGAUCACAACUCCCCCCGCCCGCAGUUCUACUUUGAUUCUAUAAAUAUAUUUUUUCAUAAUGUUUUGCAACCCCCAGAGGAUGAGGUGGCGGGAACUUUCUUUGAUUCAGUACAUGAUUACUUUGGCAGGGGUAGCUGGACUACAGUCCAUGAUUUAGGACGUGCAGGCCAAAGUUCUGUGGCUGCAUCCGAAGGACCAGUGGCAAGCAGCACAGAAGAUGCCAUUAAACAGCUUCGUUCCAAACGGCCUAUGAGCCGGACAGAGGUCCCAUCUGCUAGCCCAUCUGAGGAAAAGCCAUCUGAAAUGAAGGAGGAAGGACCUGAAAAUGAUCCUCUUUCAUCGUCUUCCAAAAUGAUCAGCUUUGAGCUAUCCAAUGGUCACCCAUAUGGUCCUCAGGUUCCAGCCUCGAUAGAUGAUGAUCAAUAUGUGGAAUACUCACUUGAUGAUUUGGCAGAUUUCCCAUGCAAUGUGGAGGAAGAAGAAAGGAUGUUCAUGGAAGCAGUGAUGGAGUCAUUGAAGGACUUGGAGCCAAGGCAUCCUCGUGUAGAGGAACAACAACCCUCUGUUUCUAAUGAUUCUCCUGAGUCUUCAUGCAAAGAUGGUCCUAGUGCCACUUCCAUUACAGAGGAUCGCAGGCCUCAGAAGGCAGAAUCCCCAUCCCCCUCUGCGGCUAGUGGCCAUGAUUUGGCAUCCCAAGAUCCUUGUCCUGUUACAAGUGUGACAUCUACUGCUGGGCCUGCAUUUGACGCUGCUGCGUCCGCCAUUCAAUCAGAAGCCGCAAGGACUCCCACGCAUAGCGAUACUACUAGCAACCAGGGUUCAUCAGAUGCUGAUGUCUCUGGUGGUACGAAAGCCACGGUGACAGUUGUAAAGAACCAAUCAAGCCAUAUCAUGGAUGGUUUGUUGCGUCGCUGGGAUCUCAACUUUUUUCGAAACAGUUCAAUGAAAUGAGAAAAUUAUACUGUACAUUGGAUGAUUGGAUACUGUAAUGUUUUGUAACCAAAAAAUGCAGGGACAAGUGUCUUCUGGAAUCCAAAAGAAAAAAAAAAAAAAUGCUGCUGUGAAUGUGUUUACAUAGUUUCAUUUAACAUCAAUGGCAAACAUUUAGUCAUUCCAACUUUAAGAA
Molecule: messenger RNA, 2295 nt
Organism: Malania oleifera
Lineage: Eukaryota; Viridiplantae; Streptophyta; Magnoliopsida; Santalales; Ximeniaceae
Exons: 14
Coding region: 390-2120 (576 amino acids)
Source: RefSeq, a predicted model, not a curated record